Molecule: messenger RNA, 828 nt
Organism: Lineus longissimus
Lineage: Eukaryota; Metazoa; Nemertea; Pilidiophora; Heteronemertea; Lineidae
Product: D(1A) dopamine receptor-like
Exons: 2
Coding region: 1-828 (275 amino acids)
Biological process (GO): cellular response to light stimulus; G protein-coupled receptor signaling pathway; phototransduction
Cellular component (GO): plasma membrane
Molecular function (GO): G protein-coupled photoreceptor activity
Source: RefSeq, a predicted model, not a curated record
AUGUGUAGCCCAACCUGGGACGAACACGCCAGUUAUGCUUCGGUUGUGACUAUCAUUGGGCUUCUCACGCCCCUCGGAUUCAUGAUAUUUUCUUAUGCGCGUGUCAUUCAAGUUGCCCGUAAACAAGCAAGGCGGAUUGCUGAUAUUCAGAUGUGUGUAGCACAGGGGAGUGAGAAACCACGGAUUGCUGUCAUCGGUGAUGAGGCGACGGAUGACAAGCAAGGGUGUCCAGCCGCGAAGACGCGUGAGGACAAACCACGUUCUUCCGUCAAAAAAAGGAAUACGCUGCGCCAGAAUCUGAAGACACUGAAGACUGUAUUUAUUGUCAUAGGGACGUUCUUCAUAUGCUGGGCCCCCUACGUCUUCCUCAACCUCUGGGCCGUCAACAACGACAGCAAAACAGUCCCGUACGCCGCGGACUUCCUGACAACAUUACUAGCUUUCAGCAACAGUUCUGUUAAUCCAUACAUCUUCGCCUUACUAAACCGAGAUUUCAGGAACGCUUGGAAGGAUAUCUUCAUGAUGGUCCGUGGGUCCAGGUUUAGGCCGCGUAGAGAUAGUUUUCUCCGGUUACAGUCGGAGUUACGGGGUUCGAAAAUAACAAUCAUGGAAUUCUCGCAGCGCGAUUCUGGUAGCGAGAUUAUUUCUGUAGCCUCGUUUUCGCGUCACCGGAAUGAUUCUGUUGACGUCAGAGAGGCUGAGGUAGUUUGUACCGUCAAGAUCUCGUCAACUGUUGAAGCACGUACGAAAGGAGGGAUAUCGGACACAAACAAUGUUGCAGGGACAAAAAACUGUGAUGAUAUUCAUAUACCGGGUCAGGUUGACUAA